Messenger RNA from Eimeria mitis, 8880 nucleotides. RefSeq lists its product as uncharacterized. The record is from RefSeq and is a predicted model, not a curated record. Lineage: Eukaryota; Apicomplexa; Conoidasida; Eucoccidiorida; Eimeriidae.
AUGCAGCGGCAGCAGGAACAUAUACAGAAGCAGCAGAAGCAGAUACAGCAGCAGCAGCAACAGCUGCGGCAGCUGCAGACAGAGCUGCAGGAGCGCAUGCAGCAGUCAGAGCAGCAGCAGCAGGAGUUGAGGGCGCAGCAGCAGCAACUGGAGGGGCAGCAGCAGCAGCUGCAGCAGCAACAGCAGCAAAUCAGAUUGCAAGAGAUACAGCUGGAGGAGCAGCAGCAGCAAGCAGCAGAACGAGAUCAGCAGCAGCAGCAGCUGCUGCAGCAAAGCCGCAGCGAGCACCAGCGUAUCUCUGCAUCUGCUGCUGAGGCACGGCAGCAGCUGGAGCAGCAGCAGCAGCAGCUGCAGCAGCAGCUGCAGAAGCAGCAGCAGCAGCUCGAGGAGCAGCAGCAGCAGUUGAAGGAGCAGCAAGAGCAGCGCGCAUCAGAGGCCCAGCAGCAGCAGCAGCAGCAAGCAGAGGCGCAGCAGCAGCGGCUGCUGCUUGAGGAGGAGCUGCAGCAAAUAAGAGCAGCAGCAGCAGAACAGAGCUCCGAGCUGCAGCAGCUGAUGCAGUCGCAGGCACGAGCAGCAGCAGACAUGAAGCGCAUGCAGCAGCAGCGGCAGCAGCUGCAGCAGCAGCUCCAGGAGCUGCGGGAGGAGAAGCAGCAGCAGCAGCAGCAUGCUGCUGCUGCACUUGCUGCCAAAGAGGGAGAACUUGCUGCAGCACAGCAGCAGCUAUCUAUAAAUAAAGACGAGCAGCAGCUGCAGCAGCAGCACCUGCAGCAGCUGCAGCAGAUGAUGAGUGAGGUGCAAGAUGCUCGUGCUGCUGCUGAAGCUGAGCUGGCAGCAGCAAAGCACCGAGAGGAGAGUGCAGAGAGGCAGCAGCAGCAGCAGCAGGAAGAGAAAGAGAAGCAGCAGCAGCAGCAGCUCGAGGAACUGCAGCAGCAGUGUGAAUGGCUGCAAGAGGAGCAGAAGGAGCAGCAGCAGCAGCACGAGACAAAGGAGAAGCUGCUGCAGGAGCAGGUGCAGCAGCUGCAGCAAGAACUGCAGCAGCAGCAGCAGCAAGCAGCAGACCUCGCACGGGAGGCAGAGGAAGCAGCAGCAACAGCAGCAGCACAAGACAAAGAGCUGCAGCAGCUGCAGCAGGCGUAUGAUGAAGCUCUUAUAAAGGCCGAGCUGCUGCAGCAGCAAGGGGAGCAGCUGAAGCAGCAGCUGGAGCUAGCUGAGCAGCAGCAGCAGCUGCAGCAGCAGCAGCAGCAGCAGCAGCAGCAAAGUCUGACGAGAACUGCAGACAUGCAUAAACAAGCAGCAGCAAAUGCAGAACAGAGAAGAGAUGAGCUGUACACUCAGCUGCAGCAGCUGCGGCAGCAGCAGCAGCAGCAGCACAGUGAGCUGCAUAGUCUAGCAGCAGAGAAGCAGCAGCUGCUGCAGCAGGUUGACGAAGCAACACAAGCCCAAGACAGCCUCAGCGCGAAGCUAUCAGCAGCAGAAGCAGCAGCAAGUCUGCUACAGCAGCAGAACAAGCAGCUGGAGGAGCAGCUGCAGCAGCUACCUACACUACAGGAGGCAGCACAGCAGCGGCAGCUGCUGCAGCAGCAGCAGCAGGAGUGGAUCAAGCAGCAGCAGCAGCAGCAGCAGCAACUCCGCUCCGAUAAUGAUAAACUGCAGCAAGACAGCAGAAGCCUGAAAAGACAGCUGCAGCUGCGGGAGCAGCAGAUUGCUUUGCUGCAGCAGCAGAUGCGUGCAGCAGAAGGUGCAGCAGCAGCACGAGAAGAGCAGCAGGAGCAGCAGCGCCUGUCGCAGCAGCUGCAGCUGGAAGAGCUCGAGAGGCAGCAGCAGCAGCAGCAGCAGCAGCAGCAGCAAGUCAACGAACAACUCCGAAAAGAGCAGCAAACAAUCAGAGAGAAAGAAAUGAAUAUCAUAGGCCUUGAAAAAGAGAAGCAGCAGCUGCAGCAGCAGCAGCAGCUGCUGCAGCAGCAACUGCAGCAGCUGCAGCAGCAGCAGGAGGAGUACCUGCAGCAGCUGCAGCAGCAGCAGCAACAGCAGCAGAUGGACAAAACACUCGAGCAGCUUGCUGGAGCAGCAGAGGCGCAGCAGCAGCAGCAGCAGCAGCUGCAGCAGCUGCAGCAAGCAGCAGCUGCAGCAGAGCAGCAGCUAAAAAAGGUGACAAGACAGCGCGACUCUCUCCAGGCUGCGAAGCAGCAGCAGCAGCAGCAGCUGCAGGCUCACGUGGGGCGGCUGCAGCAGCAAGUAGAGCAGCAGCAGCAGCAGCUGCAGGAGCUGAAGCUGGAGCUGCAGCAAAGGGAGCAGCAAUGCGACGAGGUAGAAGGCCAACUGCAGCAGCAGCAGCAGCAGUGGCAGCAGCAGCAGCAGCAGUGGCAGCAGCAGCAGCAAGAAUGGGAGGAAUCGCAGCAGCAGCUGCAGCAGCAGCUGCAGCUUGCUGUUGCAGAGCGCGAGACACUGCAGCAGGAGAAGCAGCUGCUAGAAGCAGCAGAGCAGCAGGCGGAUGGAGCUGUGCUGCAGCAAUCGAGGAUGAUGGACGAGCAGCAGCAGCAGCAGCAGCAGCAACUGCUGCAGCAGCAGAGGCAGCUUAGUGAGCUGCAGCACCAAAUUCGCAUGCAGCAGCUGCAGCAGCAGCAGCAGCAGCGGGAGCUCGCAUACUGGACGGCUCGAGCGGAGACAGCUGAGCAGCAGCUAGCAGCAAAGCGGCAGCAGCUGACGGAGCUGCAGCAGCAGCUGCAGCAGCAGCGGCAGCAGCAUCAGGUGCUGCAGCAGCAGCAGCAGCUCGAGCGGCAGCAGCUUACGGGGGAGCUGCAUGCGAGUCGGCUGCAGCUGGAUGCUGAGACUGUGGCGCAGCAGCAGCUGCUGCUGCUGCAGCAGCAAGCAGCAGCAGCAGCAGAAGAAACAACUCUGCUGCAGGACCGUCUAGCUGAGGAGACAGCCCGUGCUGCUCACUACAGCGCAGAGACAGAGAAGCUGCAGCAGCUGCUGCUGCAGCAGCAGCAAACAGCAGCAACAGCAGCAGCACGUCUUGCUGCAGCAGAAUCCAAGUAUAAUGCGCUGGCUACCUUCCAGCAGCAGCAGCAGCAGCUGCUGCAGGACCAACAGCAGAGGCUGCUGCGCCAACAUCAGCAGCAGCAGCAGCAAGAGCAACAGCAACAGCAGCAGCAGCAGCAGCAGCAGCAGCAGCAGCCAGAAGCAGCAUCUGCUGUUGCUGCAACUCUACGUAACGAAGUGGAGGGGCUGCGGCUGAUGCUGCGGGCGGCGCAGCAGAGCAACGCGGAUGCGCUGCAGCAGCAGCAGCAGCUGCUGCAGCAGCAGCACGAAGAUGCAGCAAAGCUAAAUGAAGCUCUAUCGCAGCUGCAGCAGCAAGAGCUGUCGACCCAAAGAGAACAAAGAAAAACACAGAUGCUGCAGCAGCAGCUGCAGCAGCAGCAGCAAGACAUGCAGCGACUGCAGCAGCUCGUUGCUGAGCUCGAUACGUACACCCGAGACUUGCUGCUGCAGCUGCAGCAGCAGCAGCAGCAGCAGCAGCAGCAGCAGCAGCAGCAGCAAACAUUCUCUAUCAGCCAGAGGGGGGCUGUAGAGAGCGACCUGGCUGUCCUUACUGACACCGUAAAGGAGCUGCUGGGGAGGAUGGAGCAGCAGCAGCAGAUGCUGCAGCAGCAGCACUUGCUGCUGGAGGAGUCACGGCUGCAGCAGCAGCAGCAGCAGCUGCUGCAAGAGUCCCGCAUGCAACAGCAGCAGCAGCAGCAGCAGCAGCAGCAGCUGGGCGACAGCACUGCAGCAGCAGCUUCAUCAGCCGUAGAAACGGUUCUGCAGCGGCGCUGCAAGGAGCAGCAGCAGCAGCUGCUGCUGCUGCAGCAGCAACUGCGACAAGCAGACGAUGAGAUCGUGCUGCUGCGGCAGCAGCAGCAGCAGCAAAUCCUAGGCCAGAGCGCUUUAGGGGAGCAGCAGCAGCAGCAGCUGCUGCUGCUGCAGCAGCUGCAGACAGAAGCAGCAAACCUGCGGAGACAGCUGGGACGCGAGCAGCAGCUAAAAGCAGCAGCAGCAGCAGAAUCUACGGGGCUGCGGGAGCAGCUGCAUGCGCUGCGGCGACGGCAGCAGCAGCAGCAAGCAGCAGCACUGGAGCAGCAGGAUGCCCUUGCUGCAGCAAAUGCAAGAGAACGACAGACACAGCUGCUGCUGCAGCAGGAGCAGCAGCAGCGGCAGCAGCUCGAGCUGCUGCUAAAGAAUAUUGAGAGCAGCGGAGAAGCAGAGAGGCUCACGCUGCAGCAGCAGCUGCAGCUGCUGGAUGGUCGUUGCCAGGUGCUGCAGCAGGAAGCUGCGCUGCAGCAGCAGCAGGUUGCUGCUGCACAGGAGCAGCAGCAGCAACAGCAGCAGCAGCAGCAAGAGCAGCAGCAGCUGCUUCAACAGUACAAAGACACUGCAACAGAAGCACUGCGACGCACAGAGCUGCUGCAGCAGGAGCUGCAGCUGCUGCAGCAGGAGCAGCAGCUGCUGCUGCAGCGAGCGGAAGCAGCAGAAUCUGCUCGUGAUGCAGCAGUGCAGCAGCAGGUUGCUGCUGCUACAGACGCUCAAAUGAAGCAGCAGCAGCUGCAGCAAGAAGCGCAGCAGCAGCAGCAGCAGCAGCAGCAGCAAAUUGCUUCCUUGACCGAGGCCCUGCAUGCAGCAGAAUAUGCAGCUGAGCAUGCGAACGACUCUCUUGCUGCAGCGCAGCAGCAGCUGCAGCAGCAGCAGCAGUUGCUGCAGCAGCAGCAGAUGCUGACAUCUGACGGGGUUACGGUGUCUCCGCAGCAGCAGCGGCGACGGCAGCAGCAGCAGCAGCAGCAACUGGCGAGGCUGCAAGAGCUGCUGCAGCAAUCAAACGAAACAAAACAGAAGCAGAUGGAGACAGUGCUGCAGCAGCAGCGGGAGCUGCUGCAGCUGCAGCAGCAGCUUCGGGUGUCUACGCAGCAGCAAGAAGUGCAUGCAGCAAACGAGGAGAGACUUGCUGCAGCAUGUGAGGCUGCUUAUGCGCAGCAGAAGCAGCAGCAGCAGCAGCUGCAGCAGCUGCAGCAGACAUGCAUGCAGCUGCAGCAGCAACUCAGCAGCGCAGCAAGAGAAGAACCACUUGCUGCUAGCCAGAGAGCAGCACUGCAGCAGGAGGUAUCGGUGCUGCGGGAGUCGCUGCGGCAGCUGCAGCAGCAGCUGCAUGCGAGCGAGCUGCAGCGGGGAUCUCUGCAACAGCAGCAGCAGCAGCAGCAGCAGCAACAGCAGCAGCCAAAUACUGUGCUGCUGCAGCAACGCUGCAACGACUACCGCAUGCAGCUGCAGGUGACGCAGCAGCAGCUGCAGCGGGCGUGGCAGGAGAGCAGCGAGCUGCGGCAGCAGCUGCAGCAGCAGCAAGAUGCAGCAGUGCAGCAGCAGCUGCUGCAUCAGUCUCGACAUGCACAGAGGAAGGAGCAGCAGCUGCUGCAGCAGCAGCUGCUGCAGCAGCUCAGGGAGGAGACAGAAGUGCUGCGGCUGCGGUUGAGAGAUAUAGAAGCGCAGCACGAUGAGCAGCAGCUAAGUCUUGCUGCAGCAGAGCAGCAGAAGGACCUGCUGCAGGGGCGUCUGCUGCAGCAGCAGCUCGAGCAGGACCAGCAGCAGCAGCAGCUGCAGCAGGCUGAGCUUCUCAUGCAGCAGCACCAAGCAGCAAAAGAGGCAGCAGAAGCAGAGUAUGAGCGGCUGCUGUCCCGGUGCAAGGCGCUGCAGCAGGAGCAGCAGCAGCAGCAGCAGCAGCUGCAGCAGCAGCAGCAGCUGCUGCAGCAGACACAAGAAGAAGCCAGGGCUGCCAGUGAGCGCUACCAGUCGCUAGAAACGGAGCUUGCUGCAGCUGAGAGGCAGAGCAGCGAGAGCAGCAACGUGCUGCAGCAGCAGCUGCAGCAGCAGCAGCAGCAACUGCAGCAGCAGAGAGAAGCUACACUAGAGCUGCAGCAGAAGUGUCUCGAGCUGCAGCAGCAGCUGCAAAGAAAAACAGAAGCAGAGCAGUACCACCGCCAAACGCUGCAGCAGCUGCAGCAGCAGCAGCAGCAGCAACGGCAGCUGCUGCGGCAGACGCGUGCAGGUGUAGAGGAGGAGCUGCAGCAGCAGCAAAGAGCAGCAACACGACUGCAGCAGGAGCUGCAGCAGCAGCAGCUGCUGCUGCGAGAGGCGCAGCAAAAGGAUGGCGCUAUGGCAGCUGAAGUUGCGGGGCUGCAGCAGCUGCUGCAGCAAGCGGCGCAGAGAGAGCAGCAGCAGCAGCAGCAGCAGGAGCAGCAGCAGCAGCAUAUUGAACAGCUACAGGCUGAGCUGCUGCAGCGACACAAAGACAUUGUUGCAGCACAAGGGCAGGUGCAGCAGCUGAGUGAGAAGCUAGCAGCAGCGCAGCAGCAAGGAGCAUCGAGAGAGCAGCAGCAGCAGCAGGAGCUGCAGCGGCAGCAGCAGCAGCAGCAGCUGCAGCAGCAGGAGCUGCACAAGUUGAGAGUAGUAGAGCAGCAGCACGCAAAGACACAAGAAGAGCUUGCUGCUGCUGUUGAGGCCCUGCAUGCAACUCAAAGGCGGGAGCUGCAGCAGCAGCAGCUGCUGCAGCAGCUGCAGCAGCAGCUGGAGAGCGUUGAUAUGUCUGAGAGAGCCCUCGGCGAGUCGCGUGACCAGUGGUCCACUCGCUGUGCUGCACUGACAGCAGAGCUGCAGGCAGCAGCAAACGAGCUGCAGCAGGCUCGUGCUGCUGCUGCAGAGACGCAGCAGAAGCUGCAGCAGGUGCAGCAGCAGCAUGAAGCCAUGCUGCUGCUGCAGCAGCAAGCAACAGAAACAGAGCAGCAGCACGUGCUGCGCCUCAAUGAGGAGCAGCAGCGCAUGCAGACAGAGCUUGAUGGGGUGUAUAGUCAGCUGCUGCAGCAGCAGCAGCGCAGCAAGGAGCUAGAGCUGCUGCUGCUGCAGGCCGAGACAAGGCAUAAAGAAGCUCAGCAGCAGCAGCAGCAGCAGCAGCAGCAGGCCGACGAGCUGCUGCAGCAGCUACACGAAGCAGAGAGGCUGCUGCAGCAGGAGCAGCAAUCCUUAAAGGAUGCGCAGCAGCAGCAGCAGCAGCUCGAAGAACGUCUUGCUGCUGCUGCUGAUGAGGAGCAGCUAUUCCGCUCUCUGCAGCAGCAGCAGCAGCGGGAUCACGAGGCUCUAACACAGCAGCAGCAGCAGCAGCUGCUGCAGCUGCAGCAGCAGCUUGCUGCUGCCAGAGCAACGGCGCAGCAAACACGACAGAUGCAGGUAGAAGACCGCGAGCAGCAGCAGCAGCAGCAGCAGCAGCAACAGCAGCGUAGCUGGCAGCAAGAGCAGCAGCGGCUUAUAUCUCAGGUGCAGCAGCUGCAGCAGCAGCUGCAGCACGAAAAGACUAUGCGACAGCAGCAGCAGCAGCAGCUAGCUGAGCUGCAGGGGGCUGCUAGCAGCAACGAGGGAGAAGCUGCUGCUGCACUGGAGCGAGCAGAGCGGCAGCAGCAGCUGCUGAAGCAGCAGCUGCAGCAGCUGCAGCAGGAAGCAGCAAAACGCAUGCAGCAGCUGCAGCAGACAACACAAGAGAGAACGCUGCUGCAGCACGCAGCAGCAGACUUGGAGACGCAGCUAGCGGAGCAGCUAGCAGCAGCUGAGCAGCAGCAGCAGCGUGCUGCAGCACAGCAGCAAGAAAUGCAUGCGCUGCAGAUGAAAGUGCAGCAGCAGCAGCAAACUGCAGCAGCACUGCAGCAGCUGCAGCAGCAGCACGAGAGAACCCUGAAGGAGCUCAAGGAGGCGCAGCAAGAGCUGCAGCAGCAGAAGCAGCUGCUCAACCGUCAGGAGAUCCAGCUGCAGCAGCAGCAGCAGCAACAGCAGCAGCAGCAGCAACAACUGCAGCAGCAGCAAGGAUCGCUGCAGCAGCAACUGCAUGCAGCAGAGAACGCCCUUGUAGGGAACGCAGAAGAAGCAGCAGCAGCUCGAGACAAGCUGCAGCAGGCGCAGCAGCAGCUGCGUCAGCUGCAGCAGCAGCAGGAGCAGCAGCAGCAGCAGCAUCAGCAGCAGCUGCUGCAUAUGAAGCAGCAGCACAAAGACAUGCAGCAGCAGCACAGCCGCUCGCAGCAAGAGAAUGCAGCACUAAGAAGACAGCACGAGCUGCUGCAGCAGCAGCUCGAAGGGGAGAAGCAGAAGGUUAUUUUGCUGCAGCAGCAGCUGCAGCAGCAGCAGCAGCAGCUGCUGCAGAGCAGCAAGGGUGAUGCUGCUGCUUUAGAGCUGCAGCAGCUACGCCAAGAAACACAGGAGCUGCAGCUGCAGCAGCUAGCAGCAAACAGCAAGAUACUGAGCCUGCAGCAGCAGCUGCAGCAGAGAGGCAUUGAGCUCGAAGACACGCUGCAGCAGCUGAAGCAGCAGGCGGAGGAGACAGAGCAGCAGCUGCUUGCUGUUGGUGAUCUGACAGCACAGCUGCAGCAGGCGCAGCAGCAGCAGGAGUUGCUGCAGCAGCAGCUGCAGCAGGAGCAGCAGCAAGCACAGGAUAUGCGGCGACGUUUGCUGCUGCAGCAAGCAGCAGGAGAUAGAGCUGAGCUGCUGUCUGUUGAGGAGCAGCAGCAGCUGCAGCAGCAGCUAGCAGCAGCAGAAGAAAGGAUAGUGCUGCUGCAGCAGCAACUGCAGCAGCAGCGGGAGCAGCAUGCAGCAGCAAUGGCAGCAACACUAGAAGGCCGCGUGCUGCAGCAGCAGCUGCAGCAGCUCGAAGACAAAGCACUGCAGCACAAGACAGAGGCGCAGCAGCUGCAGCAGGAAAUAUAUAAACAGGCAGAACGCAUGCGCACCCUCAGCAACGAGAAGCAGCUGCUGCUGCUACAAAAGGAGAAAGCUGAGGUACACCAGCAGCAGCAGCAGCAGCAGCAGCAGCAGUAG